Messenger RNA from Helianthus annuus (common sunflower), 2907 nucleotides. RefSeq names its product pentatricopeptide repeat-containing protein At3g62470, mitochondrial. The transcript has a single exon. NCBI's taxonomy places the organism in Eukaryota, Viridiplantae, Streptophyta, Magnoliopsida, Asterales, Asteraceae. Gene Ontology annotation, molecular function: protein binding. The coding region runs from base 355 to 2691 and encodes 778 amino acids. The record is from RefSeq and is a predicted model, not a curated record.
GGCCCAAGUGAAAAAAAAUUGUCCGUGUGGUGGCAACGACAAGUAGGUGCCACCGGUGGUGGUGGUUGCUACAACGAUAUUUACGAGGGAUGAUGCCUCGUCUGACGUAAAUCAAAACUUUAAAGUUUAAACUGAACAAGGUUUUGGUUACAUGAUGUUAGGUUUUUAUUCAAUCUGAACCGGUUAUACCCAAACCCGGUUUUUGACCUCUUUCAGACUUUCACCGUACCUGUAACCGGUUCCAACCCGAACCGGGCAUAGUAACAAAAGUAACAAAAGAUUAUAGUACAAUAACCUAUCUCCACCAGUGAUCGCGCCAGUGUCUUCUCCACCGAACCAUUUCCAUGGAGCUCAAUGGCUACUAAACUCACAACCCAGUUCACCCUCAACAAUGGCGGAACCCUCCACCGGACCACCACCAACAUACGCUCUAUCAUAUACCGACAACAAACAACCACACCGUCUCCACGACGACGAGAAUCCCUUCGACGGCAAAUGCUCCGCCUUAACGGUAGCCCUAUGCCCCUGUCUCGUCUGUUUUAUCCUCGUAAUUAUUAUAGUCUCCAUCGUACUUACAGUCAAGUUCCAUUUACUUUGUCAUACUCCCAUUGGAUCUGUUCUGUACAAGAACAAAUGGUAGUAGGUUCAACUUCAAACCCUAGGGGUAAUAGUGUAAUUUCACAUCUAAGGUUGAUAGUGUUUGCUAACCCUAGGGCUUGUUAUUUAAAUUUGAAAUUGAAAUAUGUUGAUGUUUUGAGGAAACUGAGUCAACAGAUUAGGGGUGUUUGUGGCGUUGUCGGUUCGGAUGUCGAAUCAAAAGGAGAAGAUGUGUUAAGUUCGAGCUCGAUGAUGUUUAUGAACCCUAGGGCUAAUCGUGUGGAUACGGUUUCAUUACUUGCUUUGAAUUCGAAACUGAAAAGUGUUGGUGUUUUGAAAAAAAUGAAUCGGCAAAUUAGGGGUUUUUGCGGUGUGGCGAAUUCAGAUGGAGAUGAUGAGUUUGUAGGUGUGAAGUGUUCGGCGGAUGAAAAGGAGUUGGAUCGAGAUAUUCGUGUAAAUUCACAUGCAAGCUCGAUAAUGCUUGCUAACCCUAGGGCUAAUCAUGUGCAUAGUGUUUUGUUACUUGCUUCGAAUCCGAAAUUGAAAACAGUUGGUGUUUUGAAACAAGUGAAUUCACAAAUUAGGGGUUUUUGCGGUGUUGCAAAUUCGGAUGAAGAUGAUGAAGGUGAUGAUGAGUUUGUGGGUGUGAAGUCUUCGGCAGAUGCGAAGGAAGUUGAACGUGUUUGUAAUGUGAUUGAGGAGUUGUUUGCGUUGGAUCGAAAUAUGGAAGCUGUGUUAGAUGACUGUGGGGUUAGUUUGACUCAUGAUCUGGUUGUUGAUGUGUUGGAGAGGUUUAAACAUGCGAGACGACCGGCUUUUCGCUUUUUUUCUUGGGCUGGGCAACAAUCGGGGUUUACUCAUGACUCGAGUACAUAUAAUAUGAUGAUGAGUAUACUUGGAAAGACGAAGCAAUUCGAGACUAUGAUAUCUUUGCUUGAUGAAAUGGGUGAAAAGCGGUUGCUUACACUCGAGACGUUUCAGAUUUGUAUCAAAGCAUUUGCAGCUGCUCAACAAAGGCGGAAAGCGGUCGGAAUCUUUGAAUUGAUGAAGAAACACAAUUUCAAAGUCGGGGUUGAUAGCAUUAAUUGCUUGCUCGAUAAUCUCGGUAGGGCAAAGCUCGGGAAAGAAGCUCAAAUUCUGUUUGAGAAGUUGAAAGGUCGGUUUACGCCUAAUAUACAAACGUACACGGUUUUGCUAAACGGUUGGUGUAAAGUCGGGAACUUGUUAGAAGCAGGGAAGGUGUGGAAUGAGAUGAUAGACAAGGGUUUGAGCCCGGACAUUGUGGCGUUUAACACAAUGCUUGAAGGGUUGUUAAAGGUUCACAAGCGGUCCGAUGCGGUUAAGUUGUUUGAACUCAUGAAGGCGAAGGGUCCGUCCCCGAACGAACGAAGCUACACGAUCAUGAUCAGGGAUCUAUGCAAGCAAAAACGGAUGAAAGAUGCUGUCGAGUAUUAUGAAAACAUGCUUAGUUUUGGCUGCAAGCCGGACGCUGCGGUGUACACAUGUUUGAUCACCGGGUUCGGAAACCAAAAGCAGAUGGAUAAAGUGUACGGGUUGUUGAAGGAGAUGAAGGAAAACGGGUGCCCGCCUGACGGGAGGAUGUAUAACGCGCUGAUUAAACUAAUGACCAACCGCCAAAUGCCGGACGAUGCGGUUAGGAUAUACAAGAAGAUGAUUCAGAACGGCAUUGAGCCAACUAUUCACACUUAUAAUAUGAUGUUGAAAUCUUUUUUCCGGAGUGAAAAUUAUGACAUGGGUCUUGCGGUUUGGGAAGAGAUGAGUCAAAAAGGGGUUUGUCCCGAUGAUAAUUCGUAUACGGUGUUCAUCGGCGGGCUUGUUCGACAGGGAAGAUCAAUGGAGGCGUGUAAGUAUCUUGAAGAAAUGAUAGAGAAAGGCAUGAAGCCGCCUCAACUUGAUUAUAAUAAGUUUGCUGCGGAUUUUACUAGGGCUGGUAAACCGAACAUUCUUGAGGAAUUGGCUCGAAAAAUGAGUUUGGAAGGUAAGUUAGAGGUUUCGGAUAUAUUUGCGGGGUAUGCUGAGAGUUUGAAGAAAACAGGUAAACACUUUACUUUUGUUAGGAACAGAGUUGUUUGAGUGUUUAAAUUAUAUGUUUCUCGUAGUAUGUUGUUUAGCUGAUAGUGUGCUUGAGUUGAUUUUUGUACAUGGAAUUCUUGAGGUGUUUGGUUUAUUGGAAUUCGAAUACGAAUUUUUCCAACACCUUUGAUGAUAAUGUUUUGUACGGUUACUGCCAUACACACACGUUAUUUACUUCGUAUAUAAUUAUGUGACUGGCGUUAACUUGAUGGUGAA